AUGGCUCGUAGACUGCAGAAGAUUCAGUCUCAUCAGAAAAAAAAGGCCAAAAAGCAAACUGGACAAAAGAAGAAAAAAGGACAUGACAAAAAGACUGUUGCCAAAGCUACCUUAAUAUAUACCUGCACUGUUUGUAGGACACAAAUGCCAGACCCUAAGACCUUCAAGCAGCUCUUUGACUUUGCUUCCUCCAGAAUUAGCUGA
This is a messenger RNA of Phacochoerus africanus (Common warthog), 204 nucleotides long. RefSeq names its product zinc finger protein 706-like. Lineage: Eukaryota; Metazoa; Chordata; Mammalia; Artiodactyla; Suidae. The transcript has a single exon. The record is from RefSeq and is a predicted model, not a curated record. The coding region runs from base 1 to 204 and encodes 67 amino acids.